This is a messenger RNA of Rubroshorea leprosula, 1154 nucleotides long. Lineage: Eukaryota; Viridiplantae; Streptophyta; Magnoliopsida; Malvales; Dipterocarpaceae. The record is from the annotation of a GenBank genome assembly.
UUUAUCCUUAUGCAUCCCAAACCCAUCAGCACCUUCUCUCCCUCAGCAGCCAUGGCAGCCAUCUCUGGAUUCUUCUCCCACCUCUACACCAUCACCUUAGUCUUGUUCACCAUCAUGAUUUUGGAGCUCGUGAUGCUGGUCCAGUCAGUCACCGGGUUCCACUCCAGGAAACCUAAGAUCAACAGUACCCAGUACCUUAAAUUCAUCGAGGAGAAGAACCCCACAAUUCGUUACUCCAAAAGAUCGAAGCUUGAACCGAAUGAAUGCAUCGUGUGUUUGUCGGAGAUUGAGGAAGGGGAAAAAGUGAGGAGAUUGAAAUGCAACCAUACUUUCCAUAGGGAUUGCCUGGACGAAUGGCUGCAACAGUUUUGGGCCACUUGCCCUCUCUGCAGGACUAAGGUUUUGCCCGAUGAGAUUGUGGCUAAUUUUCGCAGCCAAAAUGAGGUAUAUGAUGGGAGUGAUGAGGAUAUUAUGCACAUGUUAACUGCAUUGCAUAGCAAUAGUAUACAUAGAUUUUUCUGAUUUGUUUCUGGGGUUACUUACUAAUUGUAUACUGAAUUUAUUUUUCUGGGCUGUUGCAAACAUGAAUACUUGUUGAACAUAUAUAUAAGUACAAGAGUUUUGUAUAAUUUCCUUGUUUUCUAGGGUGAAUUGUGAUGUAGCUUUUAGUUAUCCUAUGCGUAUCUGUCUGUAUUGAAUUUCGUUUAGAAAAAAAAAAAUGAAGCAAUUUGGUCUGGGUUCUAGUCUAGUUCAUGCCUAAUUGUGCAGUCAUAGAGUUUGCUCAUGUGGAAAGAUGUCAGUGAGAAUGGAUUUGAUCAACAUUUUUGGCUUCAGCUUUUGGGUUUCUAUUAGCAGUCUGAUACAAGGUCUACCACUUGAUCUUUAGAUGUUAAACUUUAAACAACAUGUGUAGGUACCAGGUAUUGUAUCUUGCAUCUCUCCACUGGAAAGUUAGACGACAAAGGGAUAUUAGUGACAAUAUGGUUCCGUUCCUAUUCUUUUCAAUGUUGUAUGAAGUGGCUAUUUAUGAUGGCGACUGCGUUUGGGGCAAUUGGGGUGAUUGUGAUAUGUGAGUGAUCAUGUUUAAUGUUAGGGACAGCUGGUGGUUGAAUUAUUUUGAUUCCCAACCACAAUCAUAAAGCAAUGAUUAAUUU